CAGGGCUCGAGGCAACACUAGUCUACUAUUCCGGAGGAGAACCUUUCUGGAAGUCGGUGGAAAACUGCAAAAUGCCCAAAGACGACCCAGAAACUGCUGGCUUGAAGCAGGAACUGAACGAUCUCAUCGCUAAAUCGAAGGCUGAACAAGAAAAGGCAGCGGAUUGCAAACUCGCUGAGAAAUGUGGGGAUUUGGCAGAUGUACAGAAAAUACGACUUGUCGUAAAGAAGACUCUGAAGGGUCACAUAAAUAAAGUAAACUCUGUCCACUAUAGCGGUGAUUCUAGGCACUGCGUGACUGGUUCCCUGGAUGGAAAGCUCAUUAUUUGGGACACAUGGAGCGGCAAUAAGGUCCAGGUCAUUGCUCUCCGCUCCGCUUGGGUUAUGAGUGUUGCCUUUUCCCCGUCAGGAAAUUUCGUUGCAUGUGGAGGUAUGGACAACAUGUGCACGGUGUAUGACGUCAACAACCGAGAUGCCACGGGUGCUGCUAAGAUGGUGCGGGAACUGGCUGGCUACGAAGGCUUUCUGAGUAGCUGCAGAUUCCUUGACGACACCCAUAUUGUCACUGGGUCAGGUGAUAUGAAAAUAUGUGUCUGGGAUUUAGCAGCCGGUAAAAGAGAAGUAGAUUUUAAUGCACACGCUGGAGAUGUGGUUUCUAUCUCGUUGUCUCCAGACAUGAACUCCUACGUGACUGGUUCCGUGGACAGGACAUGUAAGCUGUGGGAUGUGCGUGCAGAAAACGCAAAACAAACGUUUUUUGGACAUGAGGCUGAUGUGAACAGCGUUUGUUUCCACCCCAGUGGUCAGGCAUUUGCUACUGCCUCCGAGGACAAGACUGCUCGUCUGUUCGACAUACGAAGUGACCAGCAGAUUGGACACUACACCCCUGUAGGAAAUGGCGGAUUUACUAGUUGCGGUCUUUCCUCCAGUGGACGAUACCUCUUAGCCGGCUCUGACGAUAACACAAUCCAUUCCUGGGAUACUCUGAAAGUCGCGCAUACUGGACAAUUGAAUGGACACGAAAAUCGCGUCACCUCUAUCUCUAUAGCGCCAAGUGGUAUUGCCUUAGCGAGUUGCUCCUGGGACCAGAGUGUCAAAGUCUGGGGAUAAAUGCCAAGUUCAAAAUCAGAAGAUAAGGAUAGAAAAAAUAUUUUACUAGGACCCGUUUCAGAGUCUUCUAAUAGCAUCGUGAUCGCUAGUCUCGUUCCAGUCACCUUAUACCAAGAAAGAAAGUGACAAUACUUGUGAAUGUGCUACCAGAUUUAUGUCCGAAUUCCCAUACUUAACAGCUAUCAGAAGAUUGUGAUACUGGGCAAUGAAAAGAAAUAAAAACUAAUGUAAAUGAUAGAAAAUAUAUCAAAGUUCAAACUUCAAACACACAUAAGACUACUGAGAAAAAUACAAUUUCAUUUGGCUAAAGGCUCAGUAGCUAGUGGUACCACAUUUUUAAUGAAUUGUGAGGAAGAGCUAAUUAUAUUAUUAUCAGUUGCUAUUGUUGGUAAGAAUAUACCGAACCAACAAUCUGGUUUGAACACUGAACAUAGAAAAGCUAUUUAAGCACCAGCUUAAUUAUAAUACGUAAUAGGCACUAAUAUUGUAAUAUAAAUAAAAUAUACUUUCAAGAUACUGUUGUAAGCUCAUAUUUAUAUUCAUCAAUAACUAUAUUUUAAGUAGGUAAUCACAGCAAUAUAAAUUAUUAUAUUUAUUUUUGUUGAAAAGGGAAGAAAAAUUUUAAAAACUAUUAAGGGAACCUUUCUAGAGCAAGUAUUCCAAUUCCUUAAGUAAUUAAAAAUGUAGCUAAGGAAUAUUUUUACUCUGGUGCAAUAUUAAAUCAUCUACGAAAAUAAUAUUUUGACCACGACUGUAUUAAUUUUACGCAACUGAAACUGUUUUAGUUUUAAUUAAAGAAAUACUUAAAG
This is a messenger RNA of Aricia agestis (brown argus), 1918 nucleotides long. It is a transcript of the gene Gbeta76C, whose product is annotated as guanine nucleotide-binding protein subunit beta-2. NCBI's taxonomy places the organism in Eukaryota, Metazoa, Arthropoda, Insecta, Lepidoptera, Lycaenidae. The transcript is spliced from 9 exons. Gene Ontology annotation, biological process: G protein-coupled receptor signaling pathway. Gene Ontology annotation, cellular component: heterotrimeric G-protein complex; cytoplasm. The coding region runs from base 72 to 1109 and encodes 345 amino acids. Gene Ontology annotation, molecular function: signaling receptor complex adaptor activity; protein binding. The record is from RefSeq and is a predicted model, not a curated record.